Messenger RNA from Populus euphratica (Euphrates poplar), 3714 nucleotides. RefSeq names its product LRR receptor-like serine/threonine-protein kinase FLS2. The record is from RefSeq and is a predicted model, not a curated record. The transcript is spliced from 3 exons. Lineage: Eukaryota; Viridiplantae; Streptophyta; Magnoliopsida; Malpighiales; Salicaceae. The coding region runs from base 50 to 3472 and encodes 1140 amino acids. Gene Ontology annotation, molecular function: protein binding.
CUCAAUUAUUACUUCCAUACCCUCUUCUAUAUUAUCUUUUUAUGUGAUCAUGCUGCUGAUAAAGCAUGACAAGUCGUUUCAUCAUCUUUAUGUGCUUAUUGUGCUUUUGUUGCUCAUGAAACUUGCACCUGGGUUCAUUUCUGGAGUGAAAGGGGCAACUUUCGGGUGCAUAGAGAGGGAGAGACAAGCCCUUCUCAAGUUUAAAGAAGACCUUAUUGAUGACUUUGGUAUUCUUUCAACUUGGGGAAGUGAAGAAGAGAAGAGGGAUUGCUGCAAAUGGAGAGGAGUUGGAUGCAACAAUCGAACUGGUCAUGUUACUCAUCUUGAUCUUCACCGGGAGAAUGGCGGCAAGUAUUUAACUGGUAAGAUCAGUAAUUCAUUACUGGAGUUGCAGCAUUUGAGUUACCUGAAUCUAAGUGGAAGCAAUUUUGAAGGGAAUCCUUUUCCAUAUUUCAUUGGAUCUCUAAAAGAAUUAACAUACCUUGAUCUCUCUUCUAUUGGUGUUACUGGAACUCUUUCAAAUCAGCCUUGGAACCUCUCAAAAUUACAAUCUCUUGAUCUCAGUUAUAAUUAUGGGGUUAAUUUUAAAAAUCUUAACUUCCUUUCUAACCUUUUUUUUCUUGAGUAUCUUUACUUGGAUGAAAACAACCUUAGUCAAGCCACUGAAUGGAUACAAACGAUUAACAAAUUCCCUUUUUUAAAAGUCUUAUGGUUAAGUGGCUGUGAUCUUUCAAGUGUCAGUCCUCCCUCUCUUUCUUUUACAAAUUCUUCUAAAUCCCUAGCUGUCAUUGAUCUAUCUCAAAACUAUCUUGCUUCUUCAACAUUCAAUUGGUUGUCCAACUUUAAUAACAGUCUUGUUCAUCUUAAUCUUAGGAGUAACUGGAUUAACAGUUCUGAAAACCUUGAUUGGCUUUCAUAUCUUUCUUCUUUGGAGUAUCUUGACUUGAGUCGCAAUAACCUUAGUCAAACGAUUGACUGGCUGCAAGUGCUUAACAGGCUCCCUCGCUUACAUGAAUUGUUGUUAAGUUCUUGUAGCCUUUCAAUUAUCGGUUCUCCAUCUCUUUCUCUUGUAAACUCCUCUAAAUCUCUUGCUCUCGUUGAUUUCUCUGAUAAUCAGCUUACUUCUUCAAUAUUUUAUUGGUUGGCAAACUUCGGUAGCAAUCUUGUUGAUAUUUACCUCUCAUAUAACCAAUUACAAGGUUCAAUUCCAGAUGCUUUCACAAACAUGACUUCUCUUAGGACUCUUCAUCUAUCCUCUAACCAAUUACAAGGUUCAAUUCCAGAUGCUUUCACAAACAUGACUUCUCUUAGGACUCUUCAUCUAUCCUCUAACCAAUUACAAGGUUAUUUGAGUUCAUUUGGGCAUAUGUGCAGUUUAAAUGCACUGUAUAUAAGUGAAAACAAUCUCACUGGAGAGUUGUCUCAGUUGUUUCAAGACUUGCAUGGAUGCUUGGAGAGCUCACUAGAGAUUCUGCAACUAGACGGAAAUCAGCUUCAGGGUUCACUUCCUGACAUCACAAGAUUCGCUUCCAUGACAGAGCUGGAUCUCUCUCGGAAUCAACUGAAUGGAUCUUUACCGAAACAAUUUAGUCAACGUUCUAAACUUGCUUUGUUGUACUUGGAUGACAACCAACUCACUGGAUCACUUACGGAUGUUACGAUGCUUUCAUCAUUAAGAGAGUUGUGGAUCGAUAACAAUCGCUUAGAUGGGAAUGUUUCUAAAAGUAUUGGAAGUCUAUUUCAGCUCGAGGAAUUGCAUGUUGGAGGGAAUUCCCUACAAGGUGUGAUGUCUGAAGCUCACUUUUCAAAUCUCUCCAAAUUAACGGUAUUGGAUUUAACUGAUAACUCCCUAGCUUUGAAAUUUGAGUCUAACUGGGCCCCUUCUUUUCAAUUGGUUCACAUAUUUCUUUCGUCUUGUAAUUUGGGUCCUCAUUUCCCUCAAUGGCUUCGAAAUCAAAAUAAUUUUGUGAAGCUAGAUAUCUCUGAUUCUGGAAUUUCAGAUACAAUCCCUAAUUGGUUUUGGAACUUGUCCAAUUCCAAGUUGGAAUUGUUAGACCUUUCCCACAACAAGAUGAGUGGAAUUUUGCCAGAUUUCGCAUCAAAAUAUUCCAAUCUCCAAAACAUAGAUUUGAGUUUCAAUCAGUUUGUGGGGCCAUUACCACUUUUUUCAUCAGAUACCACGUCAACCUUGUUUCUCUCUAACAAUAAGUUUUCAGGUCCAGCUUCUCUUCCAUGUAAUAUUGGAAGUGAUAUCUUCAGUGUUCUUGACCUCUCAAAUAACCUGUUGACGGAAUGGAUUCCUGACUGUUUAAUGAAUUUCACAAGUCUACGUAUUCUGAAUUUGGCCAGCAACAACUUUUCAGAUAAAAUUCCCAGCUUCAUUGGAUCAAUGUUCAAUCUUGAAACAUUGAGUUUGCAUAAUAAUAGCUUUGUUGGAGAAUUACCUUCGUCUUUGAGGAAUUGUAGUUCUCUAGUAUUUUUAGACCUGAGCUCAAAUAAGUUGCGAGGAGAAAUACCAGGGUGGAUAGGAGAAAGCAUGCCGUCUCUGGAAGUCCUUUCCCUACAAUCUAAUGGAUUCAAUGGAAGCAUACCGCCAAAUCUGUGUCACCUGUCAAGUAUUCUGAUCUUAGACCUAUCUCUGAACAAUAUCACAGGAAUCAUUCCAAAGUGCCUUAAUAACCUCACUUCCAUGGUUCAGAAAACAGAGUCAGAAUAUUCCCUUGCGAAUAAUGCUGUUCUUAGUCUGUAUUUCAGUGCACCAGGUAGCUAUGAUAGAUAUCAGAAUAAGAUCAGGGUUGGAUGGAAAGGAAGAGAGGAUGAUUAUGGAAGCACACUAGGACUUCUGAGGAUCAUUAAUUUUGCAAGAAAUAAAUUAAUAGGUGAAAUUCCAGAAGAAAUAACAGGACUCUUACUGUUGCUUGCACUGAAUUUAUCCGGAAAUAAUUUGACUGGAGAAAUCCCUCAAAAUAUUGGGCAGUUGAAACAGUUGGAAUCACUUGAUUUGUCAGGAAACCAAUUAUCAGGAGUGAUUCCUAUCACAAUGGCUGAUCUAAAUUUUCUGGCUUUCUUGAACCUCUCCAACAAUCACUUGUCGGGGAGGAUUCCGUUAAGCACUCAGCUGCAAGGCUUUAAUGCUUCACAAUUUACCGGUAACCUUGCAUUGUGCGGGAAGCCACUCUUACAGAAAUGCCCUGGAGAUGAGACGAAUCAAAGUCCACCUGCUAAUGAUGACAACCGAGGCAAAGAAGUCGUCGCUGAUGAAUUCAUGAAAUGGUUUUGUACUGCUAUGGGAAUUGGUUUUAGUGUAUUCUUUUGGGGAGUUUCAGGUGCUUUACUGCUAAAACGUUCCUGGAGACAUGCCUAUUUCCGGUUCUUGGAUGAAUCAUGGGACUGGCUCUAUGUGAUGGUAGCAGUGCGCAAGGCACGACUUCAACGAGCCUUUCAGAGGCUGCACGAGCACGUUCUUGCUUAGAAGGAUUGCAAGGAGCUGCAGCUGGGUGCAUAACAGGUCCUUUUUGUGCAAGGAGCUCGUACUGUUAGUGCACGUGUUUGCUGGAGCUACAUCGUCCUGUACCUUGGCAACUUCAUCUUCGUCUACUACAAGAAGUUUGAAAUAAGGUUCCAUUGGAGAAUUCUUUGUACACCUGCUGGGUUUCAAGGGAAACUAUGAAAGUGAUUAUGUAAUAUAUUAUGGAAUCUCAAAGUUGGUUUUUA